Messenger RNA from Rubroshorea leprosula, 999 nucleotides. Lineage: Eukaryota; Viridiplantae; Streptophyta; Magnoliopsida; Malvales; Dipterocarpaceae. The record is from the annotation of a GenBank genome assembly.
AAAUGUUGAUUCAGUGUGUUGUUAUUGCAAAUUUACUUUAUAUGAUACAAGUGCCAAUCUGAUGAUGCUCACUGUGAACUCUAUGUUUCUGUUGGAUGGAGCUUUGACCAUUACUGCUACCAUUGGCAUGAUUUUAGAGUUCUUGGGAAGCUUACCAUUGAUUAUUAGGCAUCAGGCAGGCUCCUGUUAUCAGAAUGCAUGGGGUGAGGGUGGUGGAUUUUUGUGGCCUGUGAUGGGGAGUUCUGCUGAGCCAAAGAGUAAGGGCAUUGAUGCGUGGGUUGGUUAUGUGGGUUGGUUUAUGUCUCCCGCUUUCAUGGUGGCUGGGUUGGAUUGUGGCCUUGAUGAGCUCUCUGAGGGUUGCUUGGUUUCUCUGAGAUCCAGUGCAACCGUUAAGCUUCUAGGCUGCAAGGAUGCAAGCAUGCAUUUCAUUUUGGGGAGUAUGAUUAAUGCAUUGAGAAAGCAAAGGCCUUCACAGCAAGUUCUGUUGGGAAUUUAUGAGAAAAGGAAGGGACUUGGAGGAGAAGGGAGAAGCAUCGGUGGAGUUCCCUCUUUGAUUACAUUAAAAGACUGGCUUCCAUUUGUGUGGCUCCAUGUGGCUGUUCUUGCUGCUACUUUGCAGCCUCAUUUGCAUUUCAUUUCCAUUUCAUUACAGCCUCAUUUCAUCAACAUUUGCAGCAUAGUUUGCUGCACUUUGUUGCUACCGUGCUUUGGUGCAGCUCUCCCUUCAUUUCAUUUUGCUGCCACCUGUGCAGCUUUCUUUCCAUUUGCUGCCUCUUGUGCAACUUUGACACCACAGCUCCAACACUCCUCCUUGGUGUUAAAGCUGAGGAUAACAUGACAUUAACCAAGCAUUUGGAAUCUGCCAUUUUGCAGUUCUUUAUGCUUUGGUUUGGUUUGUUUUUGUUGCUAAAGCAUCUCCUUUAGCAAAUCAGCUCCUCCUUCAAUGUUGCAGCUUCAUCUUGCUUGGAUUUGCUGCUUCAACAAAUUUUUGGAGCUUUG